AUGGCGGUGUCGAUGAGUGCAGAACAGGUAGUGGAGCAAAUGUUUGAUGAAAGCGAAGGAGAAGAGAAUUUGGAAGAAGUAAAUGUUGGGGAAAGGUUGAAACGAGGUUUAAGUUCUGCACUUGUCGAUGGGAAAAUUGACAAAGAGCUCUUUUUGUCUUCUUGCGCCCACAUUUUAGAACCCUUGUACGAGCUUUGUCGUGUUGGUGUACAAGAAGCGUUUGGCCAAGGGGCAAGAGUGCUGGCAAGUCACCCAAUACAUGCCAGCACAAUACUCAAAGAUGAAGUAAGGCUGUGGCUGAAAGCCAUUCAUCGUUGA
Paramuricea clavata is the source of this 318-nucleotide messenger RNA. The record is from the annotation of a GenBank genome assembly. Lineage: Eukaryota; Metazoa; Cnidaria; Anthozoa; Malacalcyonacea; Plexauridae.